Ostrinia nubilalis (European corn borer) is the source of this 773-nucleotide messenger RNA. Its product is annotated as alpha-crystallin A chain-like. The transcript has a single exon. Gene Ontology annotation, biological process: protein refolding; response to heat. The record is from RefSeq and is a predicted model, not a curated record. Bases 47 to 709 code for a protein of 220 amino acids. Gene Ontology annotation, cellular component: cytoplasm; nucleus. Lineage: Eukaryota; Metazoa; Arthropoda; Insecta; Lepidoptera; Crambidae.
CCGGCCUCAGUUCACGCAACCGUACAGCCGCGAGCACACGUCAGACAUGUUCACCACGCGCCUCCUGGCGGUCGCCGCCGUCCUGGCAACUGUUGCCGCGAUACCCACAGACAAACCCAGUGUCCCGCAACCGGUCACCACAAUCACAGACGGAGACGUCGACGAUGCACCCUGGUUCAGCUUCCCGCUCUUCGGAAACCUCUUCGCGCCCCUCUGGAGGCUAUUCCCGCACUUUUCCGAAAUCGGCCCCAGAAUCGUCGCCGAUGACAACAAAUUCCAAGUCAUCGUCAACGUCAAGGACUACAAAAAGGACGACCUGAAAGUCAAGGUCAAAGGUGACUUCAUCUUCGUGCAAGGAUCUCACGAGGCCAAGCAGGACGACAGAGAUGUCUACGCGAGCCAGUUCUUCCACACCUACACCCUUCCUGUCAACUCCAGCGGGUCAGAUGUUACUGCUGAACUCACCAGCGACGGAUACUUGGUAGUCAGUGCUCCUAUUAGCACUGCAGCUGAAAAACCCAAGGACUCAGACCGGGAAGUGCCCAUCGUUGAGACUGGUGCCCCUUACCAGAAAGAAGAGGCCCCAUUGACAACUGUGCAGCCAUCGGAACCCGAAGACGACCGAAAGGAGCCCACGACGCCCUCCGAACGAGAGGAUGUGACAGAAAAGGACAACGUCAUACCACACGGAAACGAAAUCCCGCUCUAAAGUGAUAUUUAGUUCUAAGUAUUUAAUGGUAAAUCAGUAUUGUAAUAAAUAUUUUUUAUUUAAA